UGGGGCACUGGGCCAUGCAAAACGAACUAUCAGUAAAGAUGACGCCACUUCCUGUCAUUCCUGCCAACGGAAGUAGUUAAUUGAGCAAAAUGGCAACCCCUUAUGUUGAAGAUCAAUCUGGGAAAUACAUUGCUGCUACACAGCGACCUGAUGGAACCUGGAGGAAGCCUCGUAGAGUGAAGGAUGGUUAUACCCCCCAGGAAGAGGUCCCUGUCUACGAGAAUAAAUUUGUUAAGUUCUUCAAGGGCAAGCCCGAUCUGCCACCAGGUAUGAGCCCCGACAAUGUGGCCCAGGCAAGGCAGCAGCAGGGGAUCCCCGGCAUUGCAGAGAACGAGACAGCUGGGCUCUCCAAGACAGCCAAGCGAAACAUGAAACGCAAGGAAAAGCGCAAGCAGCAAGGCCCGGAUAGCAAUGUGGAAUCACUAACAAAUGCUGUUGAGACUAUGACGUUUGCCGAGGACGGUGAUAGUGUGACGCCUGCAUCUAACCCAGCUGGAGCUACUAAUGACCCUUCAUCUGCAACAGCAGAAAAGGCCAAGAAAAUCAAGAACAUAAAAAAGAAGCUGAGGCAGGUUGAGGAGCUGCAGCAGAAACUGGAUUCUGGGGAAGUCAAGCAAGCUACAAAAGAGCAGCAGGAGAAGCUUGGAAGGGCCAAAGCCUUACAGGACGAGUUACUGCAGCUUGAGGAGGAUUCAUGAGAUAGAAAAUGUUGUAAAAAUGGGCAGCAAACCAGGUGUGGAAGUUAGACUGUUCAAAAAUACAAACACCCAGUUCUAAAAGAAAUGGACAUUUACAGCUGCGUUGAUGAGCUUCCCUUGAACAGUUUCUGGAUAUUUGUUGAUAUCAGACAGCCAAUGAACAUGAACUUUGGCUUUUGGAAUAUCAAGUGUACAUAAACCCAACACUUCACGUGUUAUGUUGUUGACAAUAAGUGAUCAUGCUUUUCCCACACCUUGUCCAAAACCAAUUACCGAACAACAAUGAGCCAGCCAGGUGUUUUCUCUUCAUUUAAAAUGUACAAUUGUGUACAUGUACAAUUGAACUGAUUCCUUAUGCUUGGCUUAUGCUUGGCUAUGAACUUAUUGGCCAUUCAAUUAUAGUUGUAAUAGCAUUUAUUUGUGUACUUAGUAUGUUUGUGCAUUUUGUAUAUUUUUUAUAUUUUUUUAUCUUUAUCUGUCAAGAAUAGCAUAAAAUAUUAUAUAUUAGUUGGUUGCAUUAAAUAUACAAAAAUCCCCUAUUGAAAAGAAUACCUGUUUGUUGACCCAUCUCUGUACUGAAAUGAUACAUAUUUUCCUAAUGAUUGGAUUACUUCAAAUACAGUUUGAAUUUGUGUACAUAAUGAAGAGGUUCAUGGUUUACAACAUUGUAAACAACUAAUAAUGUAAAUUCCUGUGAUUACAGAGGAUAGAGAGGAUUGUGCUGUUUUUUAAAAUCUGAUUUCAGCAAUCAGAUAUGAUUAAAUGUUAGAAUGUGAUUCUGGUCCUCUUUGUAGGAAUUCGGAUUUGGUUAUCCAAUCUGACCUUUUAAUCACGAUUAAAUGUCGUUUUUCAAAGGCGAUUUGGAUAGUUUUGAUGCUGAAAUUCUGGAUUAUCUUGAUCUCACUGGAAGGGUGGUUCUAGAAAGGUGAAUGGCACUACAACCAAGACAUUUUAAUGUAAACUGAACAAAAAUAUAAAUGCAACAUGUAAAGUGCCGGCCCCAUGUUUCUUGAGCUGAAAUAAAACAUCUCAGAAGUUUUCCAUAUGCACAAAAAGCUUAUUUCUCUCUAAUUUUGUGGACACAUUUGUUUACAUCCCUGUUAGUGAGCGUUUUAUCUUUUGUCAAGAUAAUCCAUCCACCUGACAGGGUGGCAUAUCAAGAAGCUGAUUAAACGGCAUGACCAUUACACAAGUGCACCUUGUGCUGGGGACAUUGUAAGGCCACUAAAAUGUGCAGUUUUGUCACACAACACAAUGCCGGAGAUGUCUCAAGUUUUGAGGGAGCGUGCAAUUGGCAUGGACACUGCAAGGAAUGUCCACCAGAGCUGUUGCCAGAGGUUUGAAUGUUGAUUUCUCGACCAAUGUUGUUUUAGAGAAUUUGGCAGUAUGUCCAACCAGCCUCACAACCGCAGAACACUUGUAACCAUGCCAGCCCAGGACCUCCACAUCUGGCUACUUCACCUGCGGAAUCAUCAGAGGGGGUGCUGAGGACUAUUUAUGUUUCAUUGGCUGGGCCAUGUGCCCCUGUCCAGUCAUGUGAAAUCCAUAGAUUAGGGCAGAAUUAAAUUAUUUAAAUUGACUGAUUUCCUUAUAUGAACUGUAACUCAACAAAAUAUUUGAAAUUGUUGCGUUUAUAUUUUUGUUCAGUAUAACUAAGGUGACAAGGUUUAAAAAGCAAUUUUGCAUCUGAAAACGAAAGGUAAUGUUAAAUUGGUUGUCUUAAAGUAAUGUGGUCAGUUGUUAUAUUGAGAAGUGUCAAAUAAAUGCAUAUACUUAUGUGAUAUGCAGACAAUU
Molecule: messenger RNA, 2492 nt
Organism: Oncorhynchus keta (chum salmon)
Lineage: Eukaryota; Metazoa; Chordata; Actinopteri; Salmoniformes; Salmonidae
Product: partner of Y14 and mago A
Exons: 3
Coding region: 90-698 (202 amino acids)
Biological process (GO): exon-exon junction complex disassembly
Cellular component (GO): exon-exon junction complex; cytoplasm
Molecular function (GO): RNA binding
Source: RefSeq, a predicted model, not a curated record